AUGGGCCUGGGAGGGGGCUUCUCCGUCGUCGGGGCAGUCCCGGUUGCCAUCACGGUUUCUUUCGGCGUUCGUACAUCGGCCACUAUUAUUGGCAUGGGAUUUGUGGGAUUUGGCUUUCUUCUUAUGCUACCAGGCUUGUUCUGGUGUAUCGUCGUAAGAACACACAGUUUCAAAAUAUGUUGCUUCUGCUGUAGAAAGAAGAAGGAGGGAGGAAUUAACGGGAAGGGAGAUGGUCCAAGGAAAAGGAAGCGAAGAAAAAAAUGGGGCGAAGAUGAAGAUGAGGACGAUGAUGAAUUUGGAGAGCAAGAAGAUACGCCAGCAUUAUGUUACGACAGAGAAAACAGUUCCAUUGAAAACAGUCCGAGCAGGCACAUGGAAGGAUCGAGCAAGUCACCCAGGGAACGCAAAUGGCCCCCCGUGUAUGUUGACACUCCGUCACUCAUCAUUACAAAAGCCCAAGAUUGCAUGAGCUCUAGAGAAAAUGUUCAACUCAAAAAUUUUGUCGAGCCAUCCUCCAUGCCAAACAACAACAACGAUGGUUGUACCAGUGGCAACGCUGCAAACAACUGCCCAAACACAAAAAAUGUACAGGCACAUCAAACUACAAAAAAUGAGAACAUUGUAACAAAAAAAAUUAAAGCUCUUUACAACAACACCAAACCAAACAAGAGCGAAACAAAUCUUCAUCAAAAUGACAAGAGCACAAUUAACAACAACUCCAAAACAAACAAGUCCAACAAUAACAACAACAGAAUGGCAUUGUCAUUUACAUCUUCUCAGACGUGCGACCCGAUCGCUAACACGGCAACCACAACGACCACAACAUCGCCAUCAACAGCGACAGACAUCGAAAACGGCAAAUCAACACGAGAAACUGCCAUAUCUUAUAUAUUGCCCAAAUCACUUUCUCAUAAUCUUAAUUUAAGUACUCAGAGCAAAUCGUUAGACGAAGACGAAAGCAGAAGUAGUGGCCAGCGUUGCAGCAUCAAAGACUCUAGCAGAAAUACUCACAACAACAACAACGAAGGCUUUGUUGAUGAUAGCAGCAACAAUGAUGACAUCUCCUCGCUAGCAGACAAAGAUGUUAAGAAAAUUUGUGACUUGAUAGACAAUUAUCGACUCACCAAUAACAACGAUCUCAACGACACCACCGAAUAG
Messenger RNA from Helobdella robusta, 1158 nucleotides. RefSeq lists its product as hypothetical. Lineage: Eukaryota; Metazoa; Annelida; Clitellata; Rhynchobdellida; Glossiphoniidae. The record is from RefSeq and is a predicted model, not a curated record. The transcript is spliced from 2 exons. The coding region runs from base 1 to 1158 and encodes 385 amino acids.